This is a messenger RNA of Cajanus cajan (pigeon pea), 417 nucleotides long. The record is from RefSeq and is a predicted model, not a curated record. Lineage: Eukaryota; Viridiplantae; Streptophyta; Magnoliopsida; Fabales; Fabaceae.
AUGACUCUAUGCUACCCUCAUAGAGAAAACCAUAAUCUAGAUAGGGCAAUUGCAUUAUUGAAGAAAAUUAAAGAACAGAGAAGUCAACUGGAUGUGUAUUCAUACACACUAAUCAUUGAUAGCCUGUGCAAGGAUGGAAGACUUGCGAAUGCACGAGAGGUUUUUCAGUAUCUUUUGAUUAAAGGCUAUCAUCUAGAUGUUUCGACAUAUAUUGUGAUGAUCAAUGGAUUUUGUAGAAAGGGCUUUUUUGGUGAAGCUUUAGCCUUUCUGUCAAAAAUGGAAGAUGCUGGUUGCAUUCCCAAUGUUGUAACGUAUGAGAUAAUUAUCCGUGCUCUCUUAGAAAAUGAUGAGAAUGACAAGGCAGAGAAACUUCUCCGUGAAAUGAUUGCUAGAAGGCUAUUCCAAGAGCAAAACUAG